Molecule: messenger RNA, 989 nt
Organism: Lycium ferocissimum
Lineage: Eukaryota; Viridiplantae; Streptophyta; Magnoliopsida; Solanales; Solanaceae
Exons: 4
Coding region: 256-570 (104 amino acids)
Source: RefSeq, a predicted model, not a curated record
ACGAUACAGGAUUGUUUCACGGACUAGCUGACUUGGGGCAAGAUGGAACCAGACCAGAAGAGACAGAUCUAUUUAACCUUUAAGAGAAAGUGUUUCUAGCUCCCGGAACAUGAAGCUCAUGUUGCCCAAAACUUCGAGAAGAAAGUAGGGCCAUUUUGCUAAAGGGUGCAUUAGGAAGGGUUCGUGAAGAGCAAGUGAAGCCUGAUUGGAUCCGUCCUGAGGCCUAUAACAAGCUAUUGCGGUACUGGGCGUCUGAUGAAUUUAAGAAACAAAGUGAAACAGGGAAAAAGGCCAGAAAUUCUACGAAGGGUGGCUCCCUGCAUACUAGUGGGGCUAAUUAAGAGCCAAGCGGCCGUGAGGAAGGAGCUGGAACUCAAAGAAAAGAGGAUAUUGCCUCAAGAUGAGGCAUUCAGAAUCACUCACGUGAAGCAGAAGAAAAACAGUGAACAGCCAGACGAAUGGGUUGAGGAACGGGCUAAGCAGUCCUACAUUCAAUUUCAACAAUCACGGGCUGAGUUAUGCAGUAGUCUGCCACCUGGAACAGAGCCUACAGAUGAACAAUUGAAUUAAUUGUGGAUUGCGACAGUUGGUGGCCCCACUAGGUUUGGCACAACUUAUGGAAUGGCAAAUAGAGCAUUUCGUAAAUUCCAAUCGCCUCUGCAAGGCAUAGGUUCUUCCAAUGAUGUCGGGUCGUCAGACAGAGCGAGUGUUAUGGCCAUGGAGCAGAAGAUUAUUGAGCUAUCUAUCCAGUUACAGGCUUCGGAGGCUAGGGAGAGGCGGAGGGACGAGCAGCUACAGGCUGCGGAGGAUAGGGGGAGACAGAGGGAUGAGCAAUUUGCGGGUAUGAAAGCUCAAUUAGACUUAUUACUUUCUUUGAGGGGGAUUCCCCCUAGUCCUGAUGAUGCUUGUAGCUCCAAGCGUCGACCUCCCCAUUCUCAAUCUAGUUCACGACAUCGAGAUGUUGGUCAAGAACAUGGACUUGUAGAUGA